This is a messenger RNA of Funneliformis caledonium, 364 nucleotides long. Lineage: Eukaryota; Fungi; Glomeromycota; Glomeromycetes; Glomerales; Glomeraceae. The record is from the annotation of a GenBank genome assembly.
UGAGAUAGGAAGAGAGCUCGAGGAACUAAUGGUUACUAUUUUGGAGAAUGUUGAGAACGUCUGGGAAAUGAAAGCUCUUCGUGGCCACGGUUUCAGCCGUGAACGGUUCUUCCCUGUUUCCGAAAUCCCGCAAUCGUUCAGAAGAUCUUUUGUUGCUGAUUCUUUGGUUUUGCUUGAUGAUGCUGAUGACACUGAUUGCAUUGAUAAUAUUGCUGAUAGUGCUAAUGACCCUAAUUAUAUUAAUGAUCUUACUGAUUAUACCGAUAAACCUGAUGGUCUUAAUGAGACUGAUGGCCUUGAUAGGACUGACAUUUCACUCAAGUCAAUACUCAAAAUAUAUUGCUUAAUUUGUUGUUCAAUCUAA